This is a messenger RNA of Brachypodium distachyon (stiff brome), 2082 nucleotides long. Its product is annotated as protein DGS1, mitochondrial. The transcript has 14 exons. Bases 77 to 1879 code for a protein of 600 amino acids. The record is from RefSeq and is a predicted model, not a curated record. Gene Ontology annotation, cellular component: mitochondrial outer membrane. NCBI's taxonomy places the organism in Eukaryota, Viridiplantae, Streptophyta, Magnoliopsida, Poales, Poaceae.
CUUAAAGUUGGCGAAGAAAUAGAACAUCCAAAGUUUUUGUCUUACCCUAAAAAACCCGAACAUCUCGCCGAUCCUGAUGGCGACCUCGCCGCCGCGGAGCCCUAACCCGACUGAGGUCGCUAACCUCGCCGUCGUCCCUCAGGCAGCGCCACCUCGUGCAUGGAGCACCCUCGUGUCCCGCCUCCAGCCGCUCUCCAACUCACUCCUGCUGGCCGCCGUCUCCGAUUUCCUCGGCCGCCUCUUCGUGGGCCGCAGACGCCAACGCCGACGCCGACGCCCUGCUCUCCCACUCCCCAUAUACGAUGAUGCGGCAAGCUCUGCCCGGAUUGCUGGUGAUAUGCCAAAAGCUUUUGCCAUAUUAGAAGAUAUAGUGCAGCACACUUUGUCUAAUUUGCAUAGUAUUCAGAAGAGCUUACUUUAUUGGAAGUCUAGAGAUGAGGGAACAAAUUCACACAAAAUGUAUUUUAUGAUCUUUGAAAGAGGCCCAAAGGCAUUUGUUGAAGCAACAUGCCAGACGCUGAGUACUCUCAGGAGAAAUGAAAGUCCAUCACAGUAUCUUUUAAACUCUGCAUCUGAUAUGGUCUCAACAAAGCUAGCUGUUCUGACCAGUAUGCAACAUCGCUUGGCUGCUUUUCUGGCUGAGGUUUAUUCUGAAAUUGAUAAAUGCAGAGAAGGAUUAACUGAAAGUUCAGAUGAGUCACUGCAUACACUAUUCGUUCUUUUGAACACUGUCUUCACCAAAUUGGAGGUAUCAUUUAGGAAUGCUAGUGAGGAGCAAAAUCUUCUGUCCACCCAUGACGGAGACUCAUCCGAACUUUUCUUCGAAAGAUUGCCAGAAGUUGAUGUUGAGAGUCCACAGUGGACUGAGGCCUUAUCAACAGAUGCUAUAAGUUCGAUCUAUAAGAACGUCCAAAAGUUAGAUAGUUUUAUUCUCUCUCAGCUUUCAAGCCAUAGAAAACCAAGAAAUAUGACCAUAUACUGGUUACCCUACACGUGUGGAGCUAUUGGCCUCUCGGCAUGUUCCCUAUGGCUUUUACGCCAUAGUAGCUUGAUGGGAAGCUCUGACUUGGACAACUGGAUUCAAGAUGCUAAGGAGUCGGUGACUGGAUUCUGGGAUGAGCAUGUUGAGAAACCAAUCAUUUCCAUUAGAGAUGAGCUAUUCGAGACAUUCAAGCGAACAGAUAAACGUGUAAUGGAAAAGGAAGAGGUCCAACUAACCGAAGAAUCAUUGCGCAGGAUGUUGAUUGCCUUUUGUGAGCAAACUUCAAAUGAAAAACUGUCGCAAGAUGCAUCAUCGCAAGAGUUGCUGGAGAUUGUCAUGAAAAGAUAUGAGAAGGAAUCGAUGCAUCCAAUUCAAAACCUGUUCAGUGGAGAAUUAGCACGUGCCAUGCUUAUUCAGGUUCAGAAGCUAAAACUGGAUCUUCAGGAGGCAAUGCUGGAACUGGACCAGAUUCUUAAGGCAAAUGAGAUAAAUUUUGCAAUUCUUGCAGCUCUGCCUGCAUUUGGUCUGUCACUUCUGCUGCUCGUUUUAGUGCGAGCAUGGGCUAUGCAUGACCAAGGUGCAGAGGGAAGAGGUAGGAUUGCCCGGCAUCAGCGAUGGCAGCUUCUCAUAGAAGUAGAGAAAAGACUCAAGGAGUUCCAGAAGUGCAUGGUUAAUGAAAUGGAAGAGGAGGCGUGCUGUAAAUUCGGAUUGACUCUGUACACCCUUGAUAGAUUAUACAAAGCUGUUGAGUUGCAUGCAAGGAAAACGGGCGAGUGGUCAAGCUUGAGAGACGACAUGUUUGAUCUGGCAAAGCCUAAUGUCGGAGUGGCAGACAAGCUGGAUGUUCUUUCAGGACUCAAGUGGAAUUACGCCUGCUUACGUCCAUCUGUGUCGUGAACUUACCUGUGAUUCAUUUUUGACAUACAAUCCGCUUUGCAUUUUUCUAGUACAAUCGUCGCUUCGGAGCACUUUGUUCUAUGUACGACGGGGUAAAGUGACACUGCCACCACCGACAUUUGCACCAGAGGUUCUUGAGUUAAAAUGUACACUGAAAUUUGUGGUAUUUCUGUGGAGUAAAAUGCACUCACGGUUACUGAACU